AUGUUGUUUGGAGAAUGUUGUCUUGAUUUGUUACUUCAUGUUUUUGCACACAGGAGGUUAAAUGUUCGAGUGAAUAUUGAGCUGCUGUCGGUCUCUGAUCCUGUUCAUAGAAAGGACUUAUCUGUUCGGUUGACUGAUGAUACUGAUCCUUUUUUCCUUUAUAACCUUGUCAUAUCUGAGGAAGAUUUUCAAAGUUUGAAAUCCCAACAAGGUCUCUUGGUGGACUUCUCUGCUUUCCCACAAAAGUUUAUAGAUCUGCUUCAGCAAUGCAUUCAGGAACAGGACAAAGAUGUCCCAAGGUUUUUGCUGCAGUUAGUUUCUUCCUCACCUGUUCUGGAUCACACACCUGUCUCUUUAAAUGUAGUGGAGACCAACCCUUUCAAACAUCUUACCCAUCUCUCCCUAAAAUUCCUACCAGGAAGUGAUGCAGAAAUAAAGAAGUUUUUAGCUGACUGUUUGAAAUGCCUUAAGGAAGACAAAAGGAUGUUGGAAGAAAAGCUUAGAAGAACUGAGGAGGAUCUUACUAGGCAACUGAGCUACACUCAGCAGAGUUUGUCAGAGAAGAGCCGAGAACUGGAUAAACUGAAAACUGAAUGGACCUCGUACACUACAGCCCUGACCAACAAACACUCCCAGGAGCUGACAAGUGAAAAGGAAAGAGCUCUCCAGGCACAGACUCAGUACCAACAACAGCAUGAACAGCAGAAAAAGGAAUUAGAAAAUUUGCAUCAGAAAAGUAUUCAGCAGUUGCAGAACAGACUCUCAGAACUCGAGGCCAUCAAUAAAGACCUAACAGAGAGGAGAUACAAAGGAGACUCCACAGUCAGGGAGCUGAAAGCGAAGCUUUCUGGAAUGGAAGAUGAAUGUCAGAGAGCAAAGCAGGAGGUGCUGUCACUGCGUCGGGAGAACACCACUCUGGAUGCUGAGUGUCAUGAAAAAGAGAAACUCGUUAAUCAGCUGCAGACAAGAGUUGCUGUCCUGGAACAAGGGAUCAAAGACAAAGACCAGCUGGUUACUAGAACAAAAGAAGUAUUAGAUGCGACACAAGAGCAAAAGGUGAUACUGGAAGAGAGUACAGAGGAAAAACAAAGGCAUGUGGAAAAACUAGAGACAACAAUUAAGUCGCUGUCAGCUGAACUUCUUAAGGCCAAUGAAAUUAUCAAGAAGUUACAGGGAGAUCUGAAAACUCUAAUGACUAAACUAAAACUGAAAAAUACAGUAACGAUUCAACAGGAAAAACUACUGGCAGAAAAGGAAGAGAGACUUCAGAAAGAUCAGAGGGAAUUGCAGGAGAUGGGACAGUCCCUUCGAGCAAAAGAGCAGGAGGUUUGCAAACUACAAGAGCAGCUAGAAAGUACAAUGCAGAAACUAGAAGAAAGCAAGCAGUUACUGAAAACCAAUGAAAAUGUAAUCACAUGGCUGAACAGGCAGCUGAGUGAAGUUCAGAUGGCAAAGAAGCUGGACACGUCUGCCAGUGCACAUGGUGCUGGUAGGGCUGGAGUUUCACCUCAUGGCAUGGCUGACCGACCCUCCUUUCCCAGCUCAGCAGUCAGUCACCCCAUUUCUCCUCUGUAUGCCUUCCAGAACUUCCUGGACCCCACACACAACAAAACCACCACUCCACAAUGCCCAGUACCAAAGGUUCAGUUUAACCCACAGCUUUCCAAACUGAAUCGUUGUUCAGAUGCUCAGACAGUGACUGCAACCAGCCACCCAGCAAACAAGGAGAAUGCUGAUAAUUUGGGGCUGGAAUCCAAGUACUUUAAGAAACAAGAUGACAGCAUUCCUUUACGAGGGCUUAGUCAAAAUACACUUAACUCAGAGUACCUGAGGCCAUACCUGCCCCCCAAGGCACAGCCAGCACCAAAAGCUGCAGCAACACCAGCCUCGGCUUAUUUUCCUGGAUAG
This is a messenger RNA of Acanthisitta chloris (rifleman), 1908 nucleotides long. RefSeq names its product spindle assembly 6 homolog (C. elegans) (gene SASS6). Gene Ontology annotation, cellular component: centriole; centrosome. NCBI's taxonomy places the organism in Eukaryota, Metazoa, Chordata, Aves, Passeriformes, Acanthisittidae. Gene Ontology annotation, biological process: centriole replication. The record is from RefSeq and is a predicted model, not a curated record.